GCAUCGCCCUCGUGCGGCAGUGUUUGCUUACAUAGAAACCGUUCAGGGUCUUUGUUACCCAGAAUUCCGUUCCAUUCUCUUUCCUCUUUCUCUGCACUAGUCUGCUAGUAGGCAGAUAAUACCAAACGGCACUAUGGCAGCUCUCAGGCCACUGCAAAGGCCAAAGAUUGUCAAAAAGCGGGUGAAGAAGUUCAUCAGACAUCAGUCAGACCGUUAUGUUAAAGUCAAGCAAAACUGGCGAAAACCCCGGGGUAUUGACAACAGGGUGCGCCGGCGUUUCAAGGGCCAGAUGUUGAUGCCCAACAUCGGUUAUGGCAGCAACAACAACACAAAACACAUGCUGCCAUCUGGUUUCCGGAAGUUCCUGGUGCACAACAUCCGAGAACUGGAAGUUCUGAUGAUGAGUAACAAAACACAUGCUGCAGAAAUAGCCCACAAUGUGUCAUCUAAAAACAGAAAGCUGAUUGUGGAGCGUGCAGCUCAGUUGGCCAUUAAAAUCACCAACCCAAAUGCCAGGCUCCGCAGCGAGGAAAAUGAAUGAACUGUGCUCAUCUGUCUUCUUCUUGAAUAAACUAUGUAUACUUGUAAAUAGUAA
Molecule: messenger RNA, 595 nt
Organism: Esox lucius (northern pike)
Lineage: Eukaryota; Metazoa; Chordata; Actinopteri; Esociformes; Esocidae
Gene: rpl32
Product: ribosomal protein L32
Exons: 4
Coding region: 134-541 (135 amino acids)
Biological process (GO): translation
Cellular component (GO): ribosome; cytosolic large ribosomal subunit
Molecular function (GO): structural constituent of ribosome
Source: RefSeq, a predicted model, not a curated record